Molecule: messenger RNA, 2152 nt
Organism: Epinephelus fuscoguttatus (brown-marbled grouper)
Lineage: Eukaryota; Metazoa; Chordata; Actinopteri; Perciformes; Serranidae
Exons: 8
Coding region: 319-2097 (592 amino acids)
Biological process (GO): double-strand break repair involved in meiotic recombination
Source: RefSeq, a predicted model, not a curated record
GAAGCACACCCAUCACUGACGUAAAGCACCGACGAAGUAACGUUACACCUCCAGCCCACAGUUCAGGUGGAUGGUUUUAUUACAGCGGGAAAAAUACACGGCAGCGUUUUGCCAGUGUUUAUCUAACGUUACUGGGAAUUAAUUAGCUUAAAUUAGUUAUUUGAACAUCAGUAAUUUCACUCAGUAUCCAAGUCAUAUCUACAACUUCAUUUAGUCAGUCAGUUUAACUUUGUUGAUGUUAGCUAGCUGCCUCUCAAAUACAUUAACUAUUUGUUAGCUAUUAGCUAACCAUCAAGAUACAAGUGUAAGGGAGAGAAGAUGACCAAGGGAAAGGCAAAAAUGAGCAGCAGUGUCACCUCAGCUCCACCCCAGCCUCGGACACUCAGGUCCAGGAAGAGGGAAUGUCCAAGUGAUGAAACCUCAGAGACUGAUGAUGCUCAGGCUGCUCUCCAUCAGCAGGAUACUGAAGGAAAUAAAACAGCAGUAAAUGAAACACUGCUACAGUGCCACCAGUCCCCUCUGCAGGAGUCUACUGUGAUUUCAGCUCAACAGCGUGAAGCAGCAGAACAGGCCUCUCUCACCAAACAAGAUCCUGACACGGGAGAAAAACAUACAGAAGCAACUAAUGUUAACUUCAAAAAUGUGACGGCUAAAACUUUGGAAGAGCAAGAAGGGACAGCAGUCACCAAUCCCAACAAUGAUUCUGAGCUGGAGGUCUUUAGAGUACCUGCUGAUAAUGAUGCUGAUGAGAGUGGAAAGGACAAAGAGGAAAUGACUAGAGAGGAUUGUAACAGAUCACCAUCUCAGAAAUGCGCCGAUCAACUCAAGGUCUGCCUGCCAAUCUCUGAAAAGGGUGAUGGAUCUGCUCUGGAGGAGCAAGUGGGUGCAAAGGGGAACUCUCGGGGUAAUUUGGAAAGCAACCAAGAAGAACCUGUCAGUGUGUACGUGGCUGAUGUCAAGGAAAUCCCAAAGGAAGCAGCAGCUGGGUUACCAGCCAAAAAGAAAAGAAGGAUGGGUAUGUGCGGUCUGACAGAGAGGGAGAGGAGUCACUUUCUACAGAUGCAAAAACAUGAAAACGGGCAAAAAGUAGCGGAAAGGGUUGAGAAGCAGAUUUGUAUUAACACAACUGACCUUCAGCCUCAGGAAGAGAUUAUAUCUUCACCCACCUCAUCAUCCUCACUGUCCAUCUCAGUAGGCAGUGUCACAGAGCGGAGGGAGGCAGAGAUAAAACUUCAGUCCAGUCAUUGUGGAGGGGAUGACAGGGCAGAAACUGAAGUCCACAAUGCUAUAUCAGAUGCCACCGAAGCUGCGAGUAAUCCAGGCUGCUUAAAGGGAAAGAGCUGUGGGGUUGAAGGAGGCACAGAGUCUGGUCCAGAGCAAACUGGUGACACAAAGUCAGACCCACCUGCAGUGGAGGAAGAGGAGCAGGUUCUGGGCAAUCAGGAGCAGCAGGAACCUGAGGGACACACAGCUGAGAUUGUGGCUGCACAACCUCAGGAACAAAUGAAAGAAGAUGGGUCAGCAGUCAUAGACCAAAGUCCUGCCAUCACUUUUUACUCUAAUCCGACUCAAAAUGAGGAGACUGAAAACCCGGAUGCAGCCAAGGCUGCCCCUGUGUCGGUGAAUGGUGUGAUCGGGACAAGACAUGAGAGCAAGCGAGAGUUGGUUGGUGAGGCAGGUGCUUCAUCCACAAGCAGGUGCUCAGGAGGAUUCAAGGCUGUGGAGCUCUGUAAGGCUGCGGUGACACCCAGUGGCUCAGAGAGGAAAGACAGUUGCAAUUACGCUGAUGAACCUGGUGCUGGUCCUUCUACUGUGAACGCUGAGCCCCCUGAGACCCAGGACUCCUCUGACCCAUUUGGAUCUGGGUGCUUGGAUUACGUGUCAGACUCGCAGCUGUACACCAUUGUUCUGACUGAGGAGGAGGUGAUGGAGAGGGAUGAAGAGCCUGGAUCUCCAGACCAUCAUGAAGAUGCUACACAGCUGAUCUGUGGACUCAUCACAGAGCUCUCCUCUCUAAAUCGUAAAGUAAUGGCCGCUCACAGAGAGUUGGAGAGCCUGCGCCGUAGCAGUAAAAGUUCAAGGAGCUCCGUGCGUUGAGGAUUUGUUACAAGUCCCUGCCAUCCUGAUCUUUCUGUUGCCCUAAUGGUUUGUG